This is a messenger RNA of Phacochoerus africanus (Common warthog), 3259 nucleotides long. It is a transcript of the gene RUFY2, whose product is annotated as RUN and FYVE domain containing 2. The transcript is spliced from 18 exons. Bases 205 to 2025 code for a protein of 606 amino acids. The record is from RefSeq and is a predicted model, not a curated record. NCBI's taxonomy places the organism in Eukaryota, Metazoa, Chordata, Mammalia, Artiodactyla, Suidae. Gene Ontology annotation, molecular function: metal ion binding. Gene Ontology annotation, cellular component: cytoplasm.
CUCUGCAGCCGGCUGCAGGCGCCGUGGCCCCCACCCAACCCCGCCGCCGCGGGACCGCCGGGCGUCCUCCAGCCGCCGGGAGCGCUGUGGGCCUCAGUGGGCCUGGUCGCAAACGCCCUGGCGGCCGCCGUGCGCUUGAAGGGAGCUGCUGGCGGGGCCCAGGGCGUCUCCGCCCGAGACCGCGCCACCGCUGCAGUCGCCACCAUGGCUACAAAGGACCCCACAGCUGUAGAGAGAGCAAACUUGUUAAACAUGGCUAAACUCAGUAUCAAAGGACUCAUUGAAUCUGCUCUAAGCUUUGGCCGCACUUUGGAUUCUGAUUAUCCCCCCUUGCAGCAGUUCUUCGUGGUCAUGGAACAUUGUUUGAAACAUGGUCUUAAAGUAAGAAAAUCAUUUUUGAGUUAUAACAAAACUAUUUGGGGCCCUUUGGAACUGGUGGAGAAGCUGUACCCAGAAGCAGAGGAAAUAGGAGCUAGUGUCCGAGAUUUACCUGGUCUUAAGACCCCCCUGGGUCGGGCAAGAGCAUGGCUUCGAUUAGCCCUCAUGCAAAAAAAAAUGGCUGAUUACCUGCGUUGCCUAAUUAUUCAGAGGGAUCUCUUGAGUGAAUUCUAUGAGUAUCAUGCACUAAUGAUGGAAGAAGAAGGAGCAGUGAUUGUUGGGCUGCUGGUUGGCCUGAAUGUGAUAGAUGCUAAUCUGUGUGUAAAGGGAGAGGAUUUAGACUCACAAGUUGGAGUGAUUGACUUUUCCAUGUAUUUAAAGAAUGAAGAAGAUAUUGGAAAUAAAGAAAGAAAUGUUCAAAUUGCUGCUAUAUUAGACCAGAAGAAUUAUGUUGAAGAAUUAAAUAGACAACUGAACAGUACAGUCAGCAGUCUCCAUUCAAGAGUUGACUCAUUAGAAAAGUCAAAUACUAAGCUGAUUGAAGAGUUAGCAAUAGCAAAGAAUAAUAUCAUUAAACUCCAAGAAGAAAAUCAUCAGUUACGAAGUGAAAAUAAAUUGAUUUUAAUGAAAACACAGCAGCAUCUAGAAGUUACCAAAGUAGAUGUGGAAACUGAGCUUCAAACAUAUAAGCAUUCUAGGCAGGGGCUAGAUGAAAUGUACAAUGAAGCCAGAAGGCAGCUUCGAGAUGAAUCUCAGUUAAGACAAGAUGUGGAGAAUGAGCUAGCGGUACAAGUCAGUAUGAAACAUGAGAUUGAACUUGCCAUGAAGUUGUUAGAGAAAGAUAUCCAUGAAAAACAAGAUACUCUAAUAGGCCUCCGACAACAGCUAGAGGAAGUUAAAGCAAUUAACAUAGAGAUGUAUCAAAAGUUGCAGGGUUCUGAAGAUGGUUUGAAAGAAAAAAAUGAAAUAAUUGCCCGGCUAGAAGAAAAAACCAGUAAAAUUACUGCAGCCAUGAGGCAGCUGGAACAAAGAUUGCAGCAAGCAGAGAAGGCGCAAAUGGACACUGAAGAUGAGGACAAGAAAUGCCUGCAAGAAUGUCAGAGUAAAUUCGACAGUCUCCAGAAACAAAUCUCCCAAAAGGAGAAACAGCUGGUGCAGCUGGAAACCGAUCUGAAGAUUGAGAAGGAAUGGAGGCAGACUUUGCAGGAAGACCUUCAAAAGGAAAAAGACACCUUAUCUCAUCUUAGAAAUGAGACCCAACAAAUCAUUAGUCUUAAAAAAGAGUUCCUUAACCUCCAGGAUGAAAAUCAGCAGUUGAAAAAAAUAUAUCAUGAACAGGAGCAAGCUCUUCAAGAACUUGGCAACAAACUUAGCGAAUCAAAACUUAAAAUAGAAGAUAUAAAAGAAGCUAACAAGGCAUUGCAGGGACUGGUUUGGUUGAAAGACAAAGAAGCAACACAUUGUAAACUCUGUGAAAAGGAAUUCUCACUUUCUAAGAGAAAGCACCAUUGUAGAAACUGUGGGGAAAUUUUCUGUAAUGCUUGCUCUGACAACGAACUGCCUUUGCCUUCUUCACCAAAGCCAGUAAGGGUUUGUGACUCCUGUCAUGCAUUACUGAUUCAGAGAUGCUCAUCUAACUUGCCGUAAGACUACAGAACUAAAUUCUUAUGAAAAGUAUUUAAGAUGAAUGUUAUGUAUGAACAUGUAUACAACAUAUUCAGACAGCCCUUCUUAAAGCAGCUUUCAGGCAGUACUGGUACUAAUUUUACCUUCCAUGUAUUUCAGCUCAUGGGAAUUAUAAAUUGUAUAAUUUGACAUUUCCUUCCCCAUUGAAGAAUUUAACACAGCAUGCUUUAAAGUAACUUUAGCCCAAUUCCUGAUGUAGUAUCAUGUAACUUAAUGCCAUUGUGAGGCCAGACAGCAUAGCUAACACGUUUGCCUUAUUUUGUAAAAGCCUUCUUAACAAUAGGGCUGCAAAUAUUUUAUUCUCUAGAUUGUCAAACUGAUACUUGAUGGUGCCUGUAAUUUUCUUAAUGCACUUUAAAGCUUCAGUUCUCAGAGAAAGAUUAAAAACGCAUAUUUUAUAAGUAUUAAUAUUCCAAUUCAACAGUUUUCAUUAGCUCAAACUGUAUUUACCUCUCCCCCCAUCCCCAUCACAUUAGGAAAGACAGACCUCCCAGAGAUCCCGCCGUGGCACAGUGGGCUGUUGUUUGUCCCUGCAGUAGUUAGAGGGUCCCUGGCCCAGGGAACUUCCACAUGCCACCGGCAUGGCUAAAAAGGAAAAAAAAAAGGCCUUCUUUCUCUAAAAUCAAUGCUGUAUUUGCUGAUAACUUUUAUUUUUCCUAAGUUUUAUUUUGAAAGGAAGUUAAAAUUCCAUAUGCAUUUCUUAGGGAGGACUUAUACCCCCUUUAAAAGCGGAAACAAAAUAAAUCCUUCGCCCAGGGGGAAAAAUGUAAUAGCAGGGAUUACAGGCUCCCGAUUCUUCUCUAAGCAUUAAAGGAGAAUCUAAAAUGCGAUUAAGUCUUGCCUUUGAUAUGACAGACCUGAGUAAUUAAGAAAACUUACAUUUCCAUUCCAGUAAUGUUUAAGGAGCAUUACAUUGUAGCAGUCUACUAUUGCAGUAGAGUAAAAAUUUCACUAUACUAAGUCAGGGUCUAGAAGAUUGAAGAUUGUAGCCUCAGCCCUGCCAUCAAAUGCAUGCUUGAACUAUUUCAAACAUGAAAGUCAAUGAACACUAACUCCCAUUUUGUUGCUUAUUGAAUUUAAUCUGUAAAAGAAAUUACCCUUGGGAGCUCCCAUUGUGGGUUAGUGGUAAUGAACAUGACUAGCAUCCAUGAGGAUGAGGGUUCAAUCCCCGGCCUUGCUUACUCAGUGGCUAAGG